CAUUCCCUAGCGUUCCAGUUUCCAUUUUUCUCCGUAACUGAAUUUCGUUAACCCUCCUUCCUGCACAAACCCACCUUCAUGCAUAUAUCGAAUCAACUAACCGUACGCACUCUAUGAUAUCACUAUCACACUCAUUAUGCCAUUGAAAAGCUUCAUCCGACGGAAACUACUCUCCCUGCUUCAGCCAUGGUUGAGAGAAGAGCCCCAACUCGACAUCUAGUUAGGGUUCCGUCACUCCCUUGCCGUCGCCGAGAACCUUCGUUUUGACGUCUGUGUUCUCAACCGACUGUUCGACUCCCCUUCUUGCCUCUUUAUCAAGGAGCUCACAAUCGAACACCUCACUCUCAGAUUCUCGUCCUGGCUCUCCGCAGCCUUCAACAUCGAAGUUCACGGCGUUCGCAUUAUGCUAGCUUUCGAGUGUGUAGCUCCAGUUGAACAGUUUUCUAUUAUUUGGCGGUUUCAAUUUUUUUUAUCUUGUUUUAUUUCUGUUUUUGUGAUGCACGUACUUUUGUUAACUGGCAUGACUGUUUGGUUUGUUCUUGAAGUAUGCCGGAUGAGGAGGUAAGCGCCAGGAGGUUGCAUUCGUCGAAAUUUGAUUAUACGGAUUAUCUUAGAAAGCUCCUUGAGGUUCUUGAUCCUGAGGUAAUGGAUGAAUUCCACUGGAAGUUAGAGUUUAGGAUACUAUUCAAUUUGUUUGAAUUGGUGAAACUUCUUAGUUUUCAGUCUAAUAACGGAUUGUCAUUAAAAAAAUUGAUAUAAAUUUUGGCGGUUAUGUUACCUGUUAUUGUAUAUAAAUAUUCAUAGGUACAUGGAAUAUGAGUUUAAUUUGCAUGCUCGUGGCAAUACUAUUGGAAUAUAUAAAACAUAAUGAAAAAUAGUACUGAAACUACCUAAUGGGGAGAACUGUAUAGUAGUGCGUGUUUCAAGCCAUCGUCUUAACCGUUUAUAGUUAUAUGUUGAUGCUAUAAUGGUCAUUUAGGUUUGAUAUAUCAUUUAUGUUCUUUGGAUUAUGAGGGAGAAAGAUGUCUUAGCCGCAAACUUUUGUUAUGAGAAAUUAAUUUGUUAAUUAUAAUGUCAUUAUUUUUUUGUUUGGAUUUAGGGAUGUUCUUUGCAUCAUGUUUUGGAGAGCAAAGUUUUUGCUGACCCUGAAAGGAAAGAUCUUACAUCAUCUUUCUUGAAUCUUAUUAUGAAGUCGUCUCACCUAGAGGCACAUGACAUUAACAUGGAGAUUCAGUUUCCUAUCUUUAAUGCCGAGUUUAUGUGUUUUGGGGAAGUAAAGAAUUUUAGUGCAAGAUCUGAUAAUCUUGAUCAGAAAUGUCUCUUUAGAGGUUUCCUUACUACAAUUUUGAUUCCAGUGAGAGAGGGCUCAUAUAUGUUAAAUUGCACUGGAUUGAGAGUCGGAUUUAUUGGUAAAAAUCAGCCUGACCGUGCUUUGCUUUCAUCUGAUGUGCACAUUUUCAUUACAUUAAGGGAUCUUCAGUUGGUUGAUUGCACUCUCUGUUUCCCAGAACUAGGCUUUUCAUUUACUCCAAAAGAUGUUUCUGUAUUUCUAGUUAUUCACAAAUUGCUAUCUGAUAAGAACAAUGAAGCUAGAAGUGCUAGAGAAUUAUGGAGAAUAGCUGCAAAUAAAAUUGGCCAUAUGACUAUAAUUCCUAUGUUAUCAUUGCAAAGAUUAGUUGGUAUUAUAGGUCAAUGAAAACAUUAUGUUGAUGCUUAUGAGAAUCUCUUGCUGCUAGUUGGAUAUUCUACUGGCCCAAUGUGGAAAAUGUCCAUUUCUAAAAUGUUUCAGAGAAAACAGGUUUUCAGUUCUGCUAGAAACAACUGGAAGGUUAUAUCAAACAUUGAGAAGAAGUUACCUGUUGAAGGCAUAUCACUAGUGAGGCGAAUAGCUCGUCAUAGAGCAGCAUUGGAAGUUCCCUCUGAUUGUCAUGAGGAAUGUUUGGCCACGAGUAAAUUUGUUUGCCCUUUUCUUUCUGUUUUGAUGCUUAUUUGGAAAGUGAUCUCAAAGAUAAUCUGUUGUUUCUUAAACAUAUUUGGGGAAAAGAUAGUGGAAGAUUCAGAUAUUGACGGAUGUUUGCGAAGCUCUAGUAAAGAUCUUUAUCAAAGGUGUUGUUUUGUGCUAAACUUUGGGAAAAUCAUAGUAAGAUUGUCCCAAAUUAAUGAAAUCCAACCUUCUGCAUAUGAAAAGUUGCAUGCACAUACUGGAAUAGCAUACUCAGAUUUCCUUCCAAUAUGUUUCUGUAUUGAUCAAUUUUUACUAGUAACCAUUAAAGAUAAUUUUGGACAGAGAGUCUUUGUGUCAUGUGGGCAAAUGAAGGUUGAACCUGCACCUUUGACAGUGUUUCCAGAAGCAAGUCCAAUGAAUAAGCUUAAUACAGAUGAAGAAAAUGGAGAGGAAGGCACCCAGGGAUCAAUUCUGUCGUGUGAACCUGCAAAAUCAUUUGUCCUGUCAGAAUCUAAUGUAGCCCAGGCUGAAGAUACUUGUGAUUCUCAUGUUCAUAGCUUUAUGGGAAAAUUGUCUGCUAGUUGGAAGGGAAUUUGUAGUAGUUUUAGUGAAAGUGAGAUUGAGUAUUCUGAAAAUCCAUGCCUUCUCUGUAAGUUUGAGACAUCUUCCGCAUAUCAAGACAAUAAGAAUCCCUGUUUUGGGUUUUGUGAAUUUGGUUUUAUGCUUGGAAAGAUAAAUUUAUUUUUGACUCACUUUUCAGUAUCAUCUGUGUCUCUACUUGUUAGUCAGAUACAACAUGUUUGCACGGCGGACAGGAAGGAAGCAUCCGAUGCUCCAAACUUAGUAGAUAAAGCAGAACAUGCCUGGGUUGACACAUAUGAGUAUUAUGCCAAACAAAUGAUUAUUUACUUGCUUCAAAAACUACCACAGAAUCAUUUCCAUUUUGGAGCAUUUGUUGAUGGUCCAUUUGUAAGAUUUUCACUCAAAAGAGAGGCUGGUCUUGAUGGCCAAGACAUUAAUGACAUUGCCAGCCAUGAUAACUUUGACAAUAAUUUUGAUUUUCAUGAUAUUGAAGUGGCUGUUGGUUCACCUUCAUUAUUAGAUAUGUCACCAUUGACAGAUCUGUUUGGGCUUGAUGAUGCCAAAGCAGAGUAUAUUACAUUGGAACCUUGUGUGGUUGAUAUUCCAAAACCCGAUAAUGAUAAGUACGUAUCUUCAGGAAAGAUAUCAGUUGGUUCCUAUAUUCAUCAAAAUGGCUUAAAUGUUUAUUUGGAGGAGUUAGCAGACAAACAUCAGAUUCAACUUUUAGUGGUAAAACCAAUCAUUGUACAGAUAUUAUCAGUCAGGAGAAACAUAAAGAAGAGAAUCCUCAACCUUCCACCAUCUCACUGGAGGCAGUGCUAUCUGGGAUAUAGUGCCCGUCACACUCUUGGGAUAUAGUACCUGCCAUACUACUCCGGGAUAUAGUGCCUACUACACUUUUGCGAUAUAGUGCCCAUCACACCCUUGGGAUAUAGUGCUCACCACACUCUUGGGAUAUAGUGCUCGUCACACUCUUGGGAUAUAGUGUCCAUCACACUCUUGAAAUAUAGUGUCUGCCACACUCUUUAUAUUCAUAUUUCAAUCAAACAUAAUCACAAUCAGAACCAAAUUCAAAUUCAAAAUCGUAGUUAUUUAUAUUCACAUUUAUUAUAAGGAUAAUUAACCUCAAGGCGUGAGCGGGAUAAAACCACCGUCCUCACCACAGUUGGGAAUUGAACCGAAAGAAAUCCUCAACCUUCUAUCCAAUUUUCCGAUGCGACAAGAGAGGAAAUUCUCAACCUAACUUGUCCAUCGUAACACAAGAGAGGGGAUCUCCAACCUCAACUUGUCUAUCCGUGAGUGGGACAAAGCCACCGUGGGCGGGAUGAACCACCAUCCCCACAGCAUCAAAAUAUUUCAUUUAAAAAAAUUCUUAUCGAAAAAUUACUCAAUUUAAUCUGUUGCAGUCACCCCCAAUUGUUAAUCUAAUCUACAAAAGCUACACAAGCCCUUUUAUCAAUAGUCACUCUACUAUUUCUUUUCUAAAGCAUCCUUAAUUUCAUUAAAAUCGUCAGUUACCAUCCAAGUUUCAUUAAUGUUGGCCACUAGUGAUAAAACUUUUGGCCAGAGUAAUCUUCUAGUUUGGGGUUAAAGAUUGACAUAAAUGGCUGUGAAAUAUUAUUCCUCAUUACUGUCAAUCGUGAUUUUCGUGUGUAUGAAUUAAGGGAGACUGU
Messenger RNA from Arachis ipaensis, 4200 nucleotides. The record is from RefSeq and is a predicted model, not a curated record. Lineage: Eukaryota; Viridiplantae; Streptophyta; Magnoliopsida; Fabales; Fabaceae.